Molecule: messenger RNA, 2411 nt
Organism: Limanda limanda (common dab)
Lineage: Eukaryota; Metazoa; Chordata; Actinopteri; Pleuronectiformes; Pleuronectidae
Gene: peds1b
Product: plasmanylethanolamine desaturase 1
Exons: 6
Coding region: 32-859 (275 amino acids)
Molecular function (GO): oxidoreductase activity
Source: RefSeq, a predicted model, not a curated record
CACUGAAGGGGCCGGACCCGCCGGGGAAGAAAUGGCGAGGACGGAGAACCAGAGCGAGUGUGGCGGGGAACCACGGAGCCCGGAGCCGCAGGGACCGGGCCGAGGGCCGGCCCGAGCGGGCCCGCAGCACGCCGGGGCCCGGGAGCUGGCCACCCUCUACUCGCCAGGCAAAAGAUGUCAAGAAUGGAUCAGUGUCGUCCUCUGCUUCUCUCUCAUGGCCUUCAGUUUCAUUCACCUCCUUGCCAACUUCCAUCUGGGGCAUCUGUGGUACAUUGUGUUGGCCAUUGUGGCAGGAAUCCUCACCGCCGACUUUGCAUCAGGUCUUGUUCACUGGGGGGCCGACACAUGGGGAUCAGUAGAUCUACCCAUCUUUGGAAAGGCCUUUAUACGACCCUUUAGAGAGCACCACAUUGACCCCACAGCCAUCACCCGUCACGACUUCAUCGAGACCAAUGGGGACAACUGCAUGUUGACCAUUGUCCCUCUUGCAAACAUGGCCUUCAACUUCCUCACCCUCUCCCCUGCGGACGUUUACCGUAACUACCCCUGGUACUGCUACUUAUUUGCACUAGCCAUCUUCGUGACCCUCACCAACCAGAUCCACAAGUGGUCGCACACGUACUUCGGACUUCCUGGUUGGGUCGUGUUGCUGCAGGACCUCCACAUCAUCCUCCCACGCAAGCACCACCGCAUCCAUCACGUGUCUCCUCACGAGACGUACUUCUGCAUCACCACAGGUUGGCUGAACUACCCACUGGAGAAGCUGUGUUUCUGGAAGAACCUGGAGGAUCUCAUCCAGGGCGUGACGGGCGAGAAGCCCCGGUCUGACGACAUGAAAUGGACUCAGAAAGUCAAGUAACGCUGCAGGCUCACUGCACCCUACCUCAGAAGAUGCUGGCUCCGUCCAGGCUUCUCAUCCCCUCUUUUGCCUCACUUAAACUGUAAUCCAUAGGAAGGAAAACUAACAAACAGUUUCUGAUGCCAUAGCUUUAAGUCUUGCACAUUUUGUCUGUUAUUCAAGAGGAGGGCUUUGUUGAUUUGAUUUCUAAUUUACUUACUCAUGGAGAUCUUUGUUUAAAAUUGCAAUAUAUCUUUAACUUACUGUUUAUUUGACAUCACUCAUCACUUUUUUUUCGGAGACAUACACAGGUUUUGGUUAGACGUAUAAUUUGAAAUCGCUGUCCAGGGAGAUGGAAGCAUUUUCCUAAUGUCAGAUCCUUCAAACGAUCCCAUGAAAGGAUUACUUGAACGUUGAGCACUCGCCUUUUUCUCCUCCAGAGCCACAACUGUUCAUUUCCAGAGUUGAUGAAUCUUAUAUUUAGCACUUCUUUAUUUCCUCUGGAUCAGUCGUUUCAUCUCCACCUCAUUAAGGGUCUAUUUUGAUUUGAAGUAUUAAACGUGGAUUUAGGCCAUAGUAAGCCGUAGAGCGGGGGGGGAGACAGGAUGCUUUACCAAUGUUGAAAGCUAAAGAACAAUCAGUUGAUUACUGUUACAUCUCUCGACUGUUUUAAAAGGUGAGGUGAUGAUAAGUUUAGGGUUUUUCUCCAGUAUUAACAGAUCCCUUUGUUGAUUCUAGUGACUCGCUAAAAGUCACAAUGCAGAGAGUUAAAUAGUUAAGUAGACCUGAGGCAAUGACAAGCUACAGUAGAAGAGUCAGUGACACUUAACAGCCAAACAAACUAGACACCAGCAUGAUAGACGACAGGUCUGACAGCGCAGAAAAACACCUUUUUACAAAAUAAACAAUAUAGCUGUCAGAUACUUAGCAGAGAUUUUCUUUUAUUGUUUAUAGAUAUCAUUUGCUCAAAACACAGCAGAUGAGACAUUUUUAGGCUUCAUGGGGACGUACAGUAGGAAACGCACGUGUCCUUAGUUAAUGUGGCUGCUAGACAAUUAGAAAACUUCGGGAAAUAUAUAUAUAUAUAUAACGCUAUUGAUGUGCUGAGUCAUUCUGGACCUAUAGUCUUUCCAGAUGAUGGCUGUGUCCAAGGAGAAAAGCAUUUUGGGUAGAGAGACAGUUCUUUGGGAAAGAAGCAUGUGCAGUUAUGUCUAGUUGCCUUAACGCUCUGUAAAUGCAGCUCUUGUGUCUUUUGUUGUUGUUUUAUGUGCAGCACUUCUUCUGCGUCCGUCUGGAGUUUGUGUCUCAGUUAGUCAGACACGGAUCCUGCAAAGUCAUGUGCCAACUGUAUGUAACGUUAACUCCAUUUACACCUGGCAUUAGAAGAACAGCCACACAGGAUCCAUUGAGGACGGAUUGUGAUCUGAUUGGCUAAACCCUCUCUGGAGGUUGUCAGGGACGUAUUGUGACCAUAUUGAACACAAGGCUUCAUGCUAUUAUGUUGUUAGUCCACAUUCAAUGACUUCAGGGGUGGAAUUAAUAAUCUCCCAUGACUGUUCUGAACCAGCGAGGU